UUCUCAUGAGACACAUCCUGCGAAGUGGAAUUUUCUUGCUAGUACAAAAUGCAUAUUUCGGCUAUCUUUUUCAUUGGUCUUUGCUUGAUCGCGGGAUGUGUGGCGGCUACUACCAAGAAGCCCGUUGCACCACCGGCCAAACCAUCAGCGCCAUCUGCUGCCAAACCGCCGGCAGCGCCAGCCAAACCGGCCGCCCCGGCUAAACCGAUGGCCACCCGACCGGAGCCGGCGGAAGCCGAAUUCCCGGUGCCUGGUGAUCAUCCCAUUCACAAGCCGUCAGGGAUCUCUAGUCAUCCGGCCAAGACCCGCAUUUCCGGUGAACUUUUUAAUGCGAACAAGACGAAACUGGACGAAGAUACCAAACAUAUUCUGGACAUAAUCAACCAAAUUGUCAAAGACAAACAAGCCCAGAAAGGAGCCGAUCAUUGUCGCUUCAGCGAAAAAGACCUAAAGGUGGACCAACUCAAGAAAUAUGUUCAAAUUCCCGAUGACCUGCGAAAAAAUCACCCGUUGUGCUUCUGGGGUAACUUGAAAACCGAGAAGGCCAUUGGCUACAUUGAAAACGCCAAGACCAGCAAAACCGACGACAAACAUUUGGACUGUGUUCGCCUGGAAUCGACCACGUUUGGUUAUGUUCUUGUCACACAUUUCAAAAAAGACAUGGACCUCAAAAGUCUUCCCAAAGAAUGGAAUAAGUGCCAGUGUCAUGAGCCGGAAUGGUGGGGUCCUACAAAUGACAUCGGUAAACUUGAUGAGAACACACUGGAUAUUAUCGAUAUGCCGUUGUGGAAGGCGCUGUGGACUUUGGGCAGUCGAGAAUUCGCAAAGGAAUUCAAAGGAAAGGAAGUGAUUGCCGUGUUCAAUGCCGAAGAAAACAAGCGACAAACUGCUCCGUAUGGGGAUACUUUUAUAAAGACUGAAUUAAAAGUCUUGAAAAAACAUAAAGACAACGCUAACAAUGCGGCGGAUUUUACGACCUUCGUCGUGUACGUAGUGAAAGAAGAUGGACCUUUGCCGACCAAAGCCGCUGGGAACAAUCAGUGUGAAGUGGCAGCAAAUGCCCCGCCGACCACUACUGCCGCACCCAAGACGCCUUACGUGUAUACCAGCUGCACGGAUCCGAAGCUGACGACUGCCUUCGACACCAACGUUUUGCCAAGCCUCAAAAUUACCAGAUCGGAUACUACAUUCAAAUGUCAUUACGUUCAUAUUUGAGCAAAAAAUGCAAAAUAUUUACAGCUGUUGAGUUUUAUUUGACAGCUUUCGAGCACCCUUUUGCUGCAAACUAGUUUUCUGGAUACAGUUUUCUUUAUCAGCUUUUUAGCUUAUGUCGUGGCUGCUUGAUAAGUAAGUAAAUGGCAAAGUAGAGGUGGAUAGCUUGAAAGUCUGCAAAACGAUUAAAUCUACAAAAAAGU
This is a messenger RNA of Paramacrobiotus metropolitanus, 1415 nucleotides long. RefSeq lists its product as uncharacterized. Lineage: Eukaryota; Metazoa; Tardigrada; Eutardigrada; Parachela; Macrobiotidae. The transcript has 5 exons. The record is from RefSeq and is a predicted model, not a curated record. The coding region runs from base 49 to 1215 and encodes 388 amino acids.